Molecule: messenger RNA, 689 nt
Organism: Salvelinus namaycush (lake trout)
Lineage: Eukaryota; Metazoa; Chordata; Actinopteri; Salmoniformes; Salmonidae
Product: transmembrane protein 26-like
Exons: 3
Source: RefSeq, a predicted model, not a curated record
UUGAAGCGGCUGAAAGCGAGCGGACUAGAAGCCCCGUUAAUGUGGCGGCUGGUGUGUUGAAGCGGCUGAAAGCGAGCGGACUAGAAGCCCCGUUAAUGUGGCGGCUGGUGUGUUGAAGCGGCUGAAAGCGAGCGGACUAGAAGCCCCGUUAAUGUGGCGGCUGGUGUUGUAUAGUAUUUCUCAGACACAGAGAACAAGAUGAUCGUGAAGUUUAUCUGUGCGGUUGUUACCCGGUCCCUAUUCCUCCUCCUCUCUCUGAUAGGAGUAUGGAGGGUGGUCUGGGUUAAGAAUAAUGAUCUUUAUUGGUUACUGACGAUCCUUUAUCUUCCUCUGGUGGUCGAGAUGAUUUUAACCCUGAAGAGAAAACAAUUACAGGAUUAUAAAUGGUUUUCUCCUGCCAUCUUCCUGUUUCUCAUCAGUAUCAUUCCAUCUCUAUGGAUUCUAGAGUUACAUCAUCAGGAGAACAAAGCUACUGAUUCCAGGGGUUCAGUAUCUCUGUUGUCGUCAGUGUGUGAUAACUGGAUCCUGGCGCUGCACCAGAUCCUGUUAAUCCUGCUGGUCGUAGGGAAGUGGCUUCUCCCAAUAGCAGGAGGGGUGACCAGGGAUGAACUGUCUCAGCUCCUCCUCCACUUCAUAGGCACUGCCGCUGACAUCCUGGAGUUUACCUCAGAGACACUGUUGGAUGUCAA